Solanum pennellii is the source of this 1111-nucleotide messenger RNA. RefSeq names its product chlorophyllase-2, chloroplastic-like. Gene Ontology annotation, molecular function: chlorophyllase activity. The transcript has 3 exons. The record is from RefSeq and is a predicted model, not a curated record. NCBI's taxonomy places the organism in Eukaryota, Viridiplantae, Streptophyta, Magnoliopsida, Solanales, Solanaceae. The coding region runs from base 16 to 933 and encodes 305 amino acids. Gene Ontology annotation, biological process: chlorophyll catabolic process.
AUAAAUCAAUGGUGCAUGGCAAUUGGCAAAGCAAGCAUAGAGAGAGACAUAAAGAUGGGAUUAUCAUCAAUUUUCGAAGUAGGUAAUGAGACAAUCGACACUAUAAAUGUUAAGAGCUCUUCUUCAUUGCCAUGUUCAUUGUUAGUUUUUUCACCAACAAAGAAAGCAUCCUAUCCAGUUUUACUCUUUUUUCAUGGCUUCAUGCUCCAACCUAGCUGGUACAAAUCCCUCCUUCAACACAUUUCUUCCCAUCGAUAUAUCAUUGUUGCUCCUCAGUUUCCUCUUAUGAACCAGGAAGUGAAAACCGUAAAGAAAAUAGCAGAAUGGUUAAUCAACAACCUCAAAUCCGUACUGCCGGAGAAAGUUCAACCGGACCUGGAGAAAGUGGCGAUCUCCGGUCACAGCAAAGGCGGUAACACGUCAUUCGCCGUAGCUUUGGACAGCUCAAUGCCUCUCAAAUUCUCAGCACUCCUUGGAAUUGAUCCAGUAGCAGGAUCCUCUCCCUCCUGUCUACGUCCUCCCUACGUUCUCGAAUACAUCCCUCGUAUUUUCAAUCAAUCAAUCCCUGUUGCUGUUAUUGGUGCUGGCUUGUCAAAUCAAUCGACAUGUUGUUUGCUCCCAUCAGGUGCGCCAAAUGGGGUUAAUCAUGCGGAAUUUUUCAACGAGAGUAAGCCCCCUUGUUAUUAUUUCCUUGCUAAGGAUUAUGGUCAUGCAGAUAUGCUUCAAGCUGAUGGAAUAAUGGCAAUUUUAAUCAGAAUUAUGUUGAAAAGUGGAAAAGGAUCUAAGAAAAGCAUGAGAAGAGCUGUUGGAGGAAUUGUGGUAGCAUUUCUUAAGGCUUAUUUGGAAGGUCAAAUUGAUGACUUAAAUGAGAUUGUUAAAUCACCUAAUCUUGCUCCAAUUAUUCUUGAUCCAGUUAUUUCUAUCAAGGAUUAAUUAAUUAAUUCAUUAGAAUUGGAUGUUAUCAAGUAUAUAUGUGGAUGUUUGCAUUUCUACCAAUCUUAUUCUAAAAUGUGGUCCUCUUAUUAGACCACAUUAAUGUAUGUGUACUAUGUUUCAGAAAUAAGUUUGUUUGUUUCGAAAACACUCGAAUCAAUAUGUCUCUUUCUUUCUU